Molecule: messenger RNA, 544 nt
Organism: Sodiomyces alkalinus F11
Lineage: Eukaryota; Fungi; Ascomycota; Sordariomycetes; Glomerellales; Plectosphaerellaceae
Exons: 3
Coding region: 154-468 (104 amino acids)
Cellular component (GO): mitochondrion
Source: RefSeq, a predicted model, not a curated record
CCCAUCGUCACAGCGUCCAAAGAAAAAAAAGAAAAAAAGAAAAGAAAAACUACUUCACGGAGCACGCUUUGCUACGACAAAACGACACCAAAACCGUAGACAAGGCCAGUCCAACUCUUCUUUCUAUCGAUGUAGUCUUCCAAUUGCUCUCCCAUGAACCUCCUCGCAGGUGGUCGCUGGUGGCACGCGAUCCGCACCUACUCCAAUGCGUCGCGCAAGUCCCGCCUCGGCCGGACCAUGAGCCUGGAUCACUUCAUCCAACGAUCCCGUGCAUUGGCGCUCUACAGGGAUAUCUUCCGCGGCACCGCCCGCAUCCCGGACGAUUCGACCAAGGACGAGACGCGGCGCUACGUCCGCGCAGAAUUUGAGCGCCAUCGCGACGUAACCGAUCUUGGUCAUAUCCGGUAUCUUAUAUCGACUGGCAAGGCAGAAUGGGAGGGUAUGCAGAGGUAUAUCCAGGGGUUAUAACAAUGUCCUAUCCCGUUGUAUAGUAUCCUGUAGUAAUGGUACAUUCCGAGUCGAGGAUGGGAUGCAUAUGGUCCAG